UUUAUGAGUGAAUCAAAAACCAACACCACCAUAUAUUUUUCUAACUAGCUAGCACCAUUUAAAACACAUAUUUGUGUCUACUUUUUUCAAAUAAAAUGGAAGAUAACUCGUUACCUAACAAAAAAAGAUUGAUAAAUGAGCUUAUCAAAGGUAGAGACACUACUAAAAUGCUUCAAGAUCUACUUGUUGGGAAUGUUGAUAAUGAUGGUUCUGUCUCACUUGAAGAUCUAGUGAUAAAAAUAUUGGGAUCAUUCUCUAACUGCCUUUCCGUGUUGGGUUCGGACCAUGUCUCCACGACUAACGACGUUGGCUUGGCUUGUUAUGAUAACCAAACAUGGGAUUCAAAUGAAAGUGACAAAAAAUCGACUCCGAUUGUCAAGGACCGGAGAGGAUGUUACAAGAGACGAAAGACACAAGAUUCAAGGAUUACAAUUGUUAAUACAAUUGAAGAUGGAUAUGCAUGGAGGAAAUAUGGACAAAAGGAGAUUCUUAAUGCUAAAUUUCCCAGAUGUUAUUUUAGAUGUACACACAAACAUGAAGGGUGCAAAGCAUUAAAACAAGUUCAAAAGUUAGAAGAUGGGUCAGAAAUGUUUCAUAUCACAUAUUUUGGUUUCCAUACGUGCCAAAAUAUGCAUAAAAACGCACACAUGUUUUCUAAUUCCGGGGCUCUUAAUUCUUUUCUACUAGAUUUUGAGGAAAAGAAAAUCAUACAAUCACCAAGUAAUCUCUCAACUAUCACAAAUGAUGAUUCAAGUACACAAAGUGAUGAUCAUCUUGCCUCUUGUAAUGAUGGUCUUUCAUCAAGUACUUUGUGGAAGGAUAUAAUUGGUAAUUUGGAACCAUCCCAUGAUGAUAUUUUUAGAAAUGGUGUUUGUAUGGAUGAUUUUAAGUUUGAUGAGAGUGUAUUUUUAUAAGUUUAGUUAUGAAAGAUUAGGGCUAUGUGUUGGUAUGAGUUUGUUAAAGCACAAGAAACUCAUUUAGACUCGUUCAUAUUGGUGUCGUAUUUUGUGGACCAUAGUAUGAUAAAUGGUAUGUGACUAUGUGUCAUCAAAUAUAGCAUAAUAUUAUAUUGUAUA
This is a messenger RNA of Erigeron canadensis, 1076 nucleotides long. RefSeq names its product probable WRKY transcription factor 70. Bases 96 to 914 code for a protein of 272 amino acids. The record is from RefSeq and is a predicted model, not a curated record. Gene Ontology annotation, molecular function: DNA-binding transcription factor activity; sequence-specific DNA binding. Gene Ontology annotation, biological process: regulation of DNA-templated transcription. Lineage: Eukaryota; Viridiplantae; Streptophyta; Magnoliopsida; Asterales; Asteraceae. The transcript is spliced from 3 exons.